UAUAAAAUAAAAUAAAUCCCCUCUCGUCUGUAAGCGAUAUCGCACGUGCUUAGCGUCACGUGCACUCCUUGAAGUGACUUAGGUCACCCAUAGAAAUCUCUCCCCUUCGACUCUGGGCAGGUAAGGGGGGCGACAAAGGGACGCGUCGAGUUGACGGAGGAGCAAGCGCGCCAUGAAGCCGUUGCUGCUGUUCUCCCUCGCCUCGAUUGUCAUCGCCUCCUCGUUGACGUCGUUCUGCGAAGGCUCGCUCAGCCAGGGGCUGGCCUACUGGCGCAUCCGUCACCGCAUGCACGAGCUGCGACGCAGGCAGCAGCAUGCGGAGCUGUGGGGGUCCAACCCUUCCCUGCAGGGGCCGGCCAGCAGCAGAUUCAUGAGCUUCCUGAGGAACGUAGAGCUAAAGCAGCCGCUCGACCACCUCGACCCGGCCUGCAACAAAACCUUCAAACAGCGUGUCUGGGUGAACUCGCUGUUUUGGAAGCGGCCUCACGGCCCCGUCUUCCUCUACAUCGGUGGGGAAUCGGCCCUCAGCUCUAACGACGUGUUUGUGGGCCAGCACGUUCGGCUGGCGCACAGCCAUGGAGCUCUUCUGGUCGCCGCUGAGCACCGAUUCUAUGGCAAAAGCGUCAACGAAGAGGGGCUGUCGGACAAGAACCUGCGAUACCUGACCAUCAGCCAGGCGCUGGUGGAUCUGGUGCGCGUGCACCGCUACGUGAGCGACGAGUUUGGCCUCAAGCAGGGCCACGUCUGGGUGUCGUUCGGCGGCUCCUACCCCGGCUCCCUCUCCGCCUGGUUCCGCCUCAAGCAUCCAGAGCUGAUCCACACUGCCGUUGCCUCGUCGGCGCCAGUUCAAGCUCAGUUGGACUACGCAGGGUACGACGAGGUUGUCGGGCAAAGUCUGCGGAAUUCGGUGGUCGGAGGAUCUGACGAGUGUGUGAGCAGCAUGCGAGAGGGCUUUGAGCAUCUGGAUAAGCUCCUGGAACAACGCAAGUACGAGGAAGUUCAGAACGACUUCGAGGCCUGCGGAAGCCUCCAGAAGGCCCGGGACCGCGCGACGUUCGUGGGCACCCUGGCGAGCGUGGUGAUGGUGGCCGUGCAGUAUGACGAGCUGGAUUCCAAGCACAACAUCGCGGAAGUGUGCGACAAGAUGACGGACCGGACCGUGGGCGAGCCAUACCAGCGCCUUGCCCACCUCGCCAAGACGCAUCUUCUGGACGACACCAAGACGUGCGUGCAAAGCUCGUACGACGAGUAUCUGCUCGCGCUGCAGAACGAGGCCGCUGAUCCCGAGCUCUCCGAAAUGCGUCAGUGGUUCUUCCAGAAGUGCAGCGAGAUCGGAGUGUUCCAGUCGUGCUACCCGGAGCGGGGCUGCCCGUUCUCGCGUCUGCUCACGCUGGAGGCCGAUGUGGACGUGUGCGUGCGCGUCUUCGGCCUGUCGCUCCAGGACGUCUCCCGCGGCGUCGACAGCACGAACCGCGUGUACGGAGCCAACCGCCCCAACGGCACCAGAGUCAUCUUCGUGAACGGUGACAUCGAUCCGUGGCACAAGCUGAGCGUACUCAAGUCGCUGUCUCCGUUGCUCCCCGCGAUCGUCAUCAACGGCACGUCCCACUGCGCCGACAUGGAGACGCCCAAGAUGAAUGACAUCUAUGCCCUACGUCACGCCAGACAGGAGAUCGAGAAGCAGAUCGUCCAGUGGCUGCAGUGACGUCAGGGAUGAGGGACUCCACUCGACAGCGUGGGAAAUGGUGCAUCGGCGAAUAAACAACACACUCAACCUGACCCUCAUCCCAUUCAACACUAAACCUGACACCCAUCCCAUUCAACACUCAACCCAACAUCCAUCCCAUUCAACACUCAACACGACACGCAUCUCAUUCAACACUGAACCUGACACUCAUCCCACUCAAAACUCAACCUGACACUCAUCCCAUUCAACACUGAACUUGACUCCCAUCCCACUCAACACUCAACCUGACACUUAUUUCAUUCAACACUCAACCUGACACUCAUCCCACUCAACACUCAACCUGACACCCAUCCCAUUCAACGCUCAACCCAACAUCCAUCCCAUUCAACACUCAACACGACACGCAUCUCAUUCAACACUGAACCUGACACUCAUCCCACUCAACACUCAACCUGACACUCAUCCCACUCAAAACUCAACCUGACACUCAUUCCAUUCAACACUAAACCUGACCCUCAUCCCAUUCAACACUCAACCUGACACCCAUCCCAUUCAACGCUCAACCCGACACUUAUUUCAUUCAACAGUCAACCCAACAUCCAUCCCAUUCAACGCUUAACCAAAAACGCAUCCCAUUCAACAAUGAACUCAACACCUAUCCAAUUAAAUACACAUCCCAUUCAAUAUUCAAUCCGACACGCAUACCGUAACUCUCAACCCAUUCAACUCUCAACCCAUUUAAAACUCAACCCGUUCAAUGCAUGAAAUAUAUCCUAUACUGUCCUUCGCGUAAACACUUGCACUUUGAGGGGGAGAGGGUGGAUUUAAAGAAAUGAUUGUAUUCUUUUCUGUUAACUUUUGGUAUUAUGGAUGUGG
Molecule: messenger RNA, 2563 nt
Organism: Lethenteron reissneri (Far Eastern brook lamprey)
Lineage: Eukaryota; Metazoa; Chordata; Hyperoartia; Petromyzontiformes; Petromyzontidae
Product: thymus-specific serine protease-like
Biological process (GO): proteolysis
Cellular component (GO): endosome; lysosome
Molecular function (GO): serine-type exopeptidase activity; dipeptidyl-peptidase activity
Source: RefSeq, a predicted model, not a curated record